UAAGCUCCUCCUCUCCUCUAUACACGGAUUUAAAUAGCCAACAGGUAACAGCACACCAGAACAAAAACAAGAAGCCAGAUCAAAAGCCAAACCAAAUCCCCAACAGUGGAGGCGGCACCGCACCACGAGCGCAGCCGCGAGAGCUCUUCUCAGGCGCGGGAGACCGGAGACGUCGGCCCCACACCGUCGCCAGACUCGGCCGGAGAGAGGGGGGGGGGGGGGCGGAGCGCUCCGCCUGUGGCCAAUGUCGGUGGAGAGAGGCCAGCGGUGACGCCGAAAUCGCCGAGGGUAUGGAGCUGAGUGGAGCUGUGGCGCGUAGGGGGAUCCGAGAAAUUUCAUUACUUGAGAUUAAUGUUUUGCAAGUGCAAGUUGGUGCUCUGAAGUUUUAGCAGUUGUGUUGAGAGGUUGCGAACCAUGGAGUCACGGAUGGAUCAGUACGAGGUUAUGGAGCAGAUUGGCCGUGGCGCCUUUGGUGCUGCCAUCCUCGUGAACCACAAGAUAGAGAAGAAGAAGUAUGUGUUGAAGAAAAUACGCCUUGCAAGGCAGACCGAGCGGUGCCGCAAGUCUGCACAUCAAGAGAUGGCCCUUAUUGCUCGCUUGCAACAUCCUUACAUCGUCGAGUUCAAGGAGGCAUGGGUUGAGAAGGGCUGCUAUGUUUGCAUCGUGACGGGAUAUUGUGAAGGUGGCGAUAUGGCUGAAUUGAUGAAGAAAGCAAAUGGGACAUACUUCCCAGAGGAGAAACUGCUGAAAUGGUUCACUCAAUUGGCAAUAGCUGUUGAUUACUUGCAUUCAAAUUUCGUUUUGCAUCGGGAUCUCAAGUGCUCAAACAUAUUUCUCACUAAAGAUCAGGACAUUCGUCUUGGAGAUUUUGGCCUGGCCAAGACUUUAAAAGCAGAUGAUUUAGCCUCUUCAGUUGUGGGAACACCAAAUUACAUGUGCCCAGAGUUGCUUACAGACAUUCCUUAUGGAUUCAAGUCAGAUAUAUGGUCUCUUGGAUGUUGUAUGUAUGAGAUGGCUGCUCAUCGUCCUGCUUUCAAGGCUUUUGAUAUGGCUGGACUGAUAAGUAAGAUAAAUCGCUCCUCCAUUGGCCCUUUGCCCACUUGCUAUUCUUCAUAUAUGAAAACACUUAUCAAAAGCAUGUUGAGGAAGAGUCCUGAACAUCGGCCCAUUACAUCCGAGAUUCUGAAAAAUCCAUACCUGCAACCUUAUGUAAAUCAAUACCGUCCUUUUGCUGAUAUGUUACAUCCCGGUCGAUCGCCGCAGAAACCUGUAACCAGUUCACGGAGCAGUCAGAGAAGUAUGUCUGAGAGUCAGUGUAGUAGCAUUUCUGGCAGUGAUAUGGACAGUAUACAAUCAAGUAAAAGAAACACAUCGGGACCAGCUUCAAGUUCCAACAACACCAUUUAUACUGAAGGUGCUGAAACUACUGAUCAUAUGUUGGUUAAAAAAUGUUCAAGACCUGAUGAUCUUCAGAGCCAUAAAGACACUACUGGUCCUGAACUGGAGAGACAAGACUCAUCUAAAUCCAUACAUAUUAAUAAGCAUACCAGACAUGAGAGUAAGCAACCAAAAAUCAUCAAGAAGAUACUAACAACUCUAAGAGAGGAGAGCAAGUUCAGGGAAAGCAAUUCACCUGUGAGAGCUAACCGUGUAAAGCUAAAUUCACCUAGCAAUAGAGAGCGAUCAUCUGACGAUUCAAAACACAACAGUGAUAAUUCCUCCAGUUCAAAGUCUAGUGAAGUGACAUCACAUGAAUCAUCAAAGGUAGGCCGUGAACCUGUGAAACGAGGACAAGUAUCUCCUCCCUUGAAGCAUUUGUUACCAAUUGUUGAGUAUUCUGCGAAGGUUAAGGCUAAAAUAAAUGAGCCGCUACAGCUAGACCCUGUGAAGGAGGUUGUGGAAGAUGAUGAUGCAGCUUCAGGGAAGGCUAAGAACAAAACACCACCCAGUUUUAUUAUAUGUCCUAGUAUUCCUGCUCGGAGGCAAGGAGUUAUGAGUCCAAGUCGUCAACACACUGGGAAGAAACAAGCUCAGAAUAAGGUCAUGACAGAGCAUGCAAAAAGUCCUUGCCAACCUGUCAAUAGUCCAAACAAUGCUCUCGUGCAACUUCCAGGUGUUCCAAUGGUUCCUCCAAGUCAUCUGGAAGGUAUUCAGAGGAAACUGGGCAAUUCACAGGUGAAAUCUGCUCCACCUAGGGCUGUAGCAACCAAGGAAGAUAGCAGCGCUUGCUCCAGUUCUACAAUUGGUUAUGCUGAAAAUAUCGACCAGUCUGAACCAUCUGAACCUGAUUCACCAACCUACUUGGUCUCAUCCUGCAAAUGUUUGAUCCCUGACACUACCAUACAAAAGCAUGGCGUAGCAACUAAACCAAGUUCAGAGGUCAACACCACCAAUAUUCAGAAGGAAAUGACUAGUAAUGGUGAUAUUAGUCUGAGCUCAGCCAUAAAGCCAUCUUUUGAUAUUACUGAACAAGAGUUUAUUUGCAAGGAUGACAUGCCCUCCAGUAUGGUGAGCCAGAGCAAUGGCACAGUCACUGCACAAAGUGAUGAAGACAAGUUCACAGUGCAAGAACUGCUUUCAUCAGUACCAGAUGCUGCUUCCUUUGUUCCAACAACAACAAAAAAUAUAUCACCAGACAAAGGGUCCACUCCUCUUCAGUCAUCAGAGAAAUCAUCAGCUACUCAUGUAAACCCCCCUCCAUUUGAGGACGCUAUACAUGUCAUUACACACAACAACUUUCGUGUCAGUGGUGAGCAGGCAGUAAAAGAGAGUGCUGAAACGGGAGUGCAAAGCACUGACGUUGGCAAACUUCUUAACGUGGUAAGAGAAGAGAGAGAUGCGAGAAGCAUCCAGCCAAACCUUAUACCUUCUGGACUUAUUGAUUCUUCUACAGUGAAGCCGAAUGUCUCAGAAGGUAAUUCUACCAUUCAGAAACCAGCCAGUACAGAUGUGAUAAAAUUAACCACCGUGCCAGAAGUAAAUUUUAGUACUCCGGAGAUCGACAAUGGAUGCAAGGAGGAAGCAUCUCCAGCUAAGGAAACACUAGAUGUCACAUCCUUCAGGCAGCGAUCUGAGGCUCUUGAAGGGCUCUUAGAGCUUUCUGCGGAGCUACUGGAACACAGUAGGUUGGAGGAGCUUGCGAUUGUUCUGAAGCCAUUUGGGAAGGCCAAGGUGUCCCCUCGAGAAACGGCAAUUUGGUUGGCUAAAAGUUUUAAAGGCAUGAUGAAUGACGAACUCGCAGUUCCACAUGAGUACUCGUAGCCUUUACCUUCUCUAUUGAUUUUUUUUUGUGCUCUGAAUCUGCAAAGGUUGUUUGUCAUAUCCCGCUUCUUCACCUCGUGUGAUCAAAUGGUCCCAUGUUUUCCAUUUCUAUAGUUCUCCAUUCUUUAGCAUAUGGUGUAAAUAGCCAGGACUUGUGAAAAGAAAUAAGACACGCCAAAGAUGAUGUUAAAUUUACAUGAUCAAGCUGGUGGAAGGACUACUUUCACCAAAUAUUUAUUUGCCCAUA
This is a messenger RNA of Phragmites australis (common reed), 3508 nucleotides long. Its product is annotated as serine/threonine-protein kinase Nek5-like. Bases 415 to 3261 code for a protein of 948 amino acids. The record is from RefSeq and is a predicted model, not a curated record. Gene Ontology annotation, cellular component: cortical microtubule. The transcript has 15 exons. Lineage: Eukaryota; Viridiplantae; Streptophyta; Magnoliopsida; Poales; Poaceae. Gene Ontology annotation, molecular function: ATP binding; protein kinase activity. Gene Ontology annotation, biological process: microtubule-based process; protein phosphorylation.